Messenger RNA from Limulus polyphemus (Atlantic horseshoe crab), 681 nucleotides. Its product is annotated as DNA topoisomerase 2-alpha-like. The transcript is spliced from 5 exons. Gene Ontology annotation, molecular function: DNA binding; ATP binding; DNA topoisomerase type II (double strand cut, ATP-hydrolyzing) activity. The record is from RefSeq and is a predicted model, not a curated record. NCBI's taxonomy places the organism in Eukaryota, Metazoa, Arthropoda, Merostomata, Xiphosura, Limulidae. Gene Ontology annotation, biological process: sister chromatid segregation; resolution of meiotic recombination intermediates. Gene Ontology annotation, cellular component: nucleus. The coding region runs from base 16 to 681 and encodes 221 amino acids.
AAGAAGAAGGUAGAUAUGAUUCAAACACUGAUUGACCGUGGCUAUGAUUCUGACCCAGUAAAGGCCUGGAAGAAGGAGGUCAGCAAACAACAAGUGGAGAAUGAAAACUCGGCUGACAGUAGCGAAGAGGAGACAGAGAAGAAUUCAACAGGACCAGAUUAUGAUUAUUUGCUUGGAAUGAAUUUGUGGAGCUUAACAAAGGAAAAAAAAGAUGAACUGUUGAAAAAACGUGAUGACAAGAGGAUGGAGCUUCAGAUCCUUCAGAAAAAGAGUCCAGUUGAGUUGUGGAAGGAAGACUUAGGCAACUUCCUCAAUGAACUAGAUAAAGUGGAACAGAAAGAGAUAGAAGAUGAAAAUCAGGGUUUAAGUGGUAAACAUUCGAAAUUUGGCAAAGCAGGAGUAGGAAAAGGAAAAGGUCGAGGAAAGAAGAUGAACUUGGAAGAAACCCAACCCUCACCUAUUGGUGAACGUGUAAUUCCUCACAUUGAUCCAGAACUAAAGAAGAAAGCUGAAAGGGCAGUUAAGGAGGGCAAAGGGAAAGUGAGAAAACCAAAAGAAGUUGUGAAGAAAGAAGACGAUAGUGACGAACCCAAACCUCUGAGUGCUAGAUUAAAGAAUUCAGCUAAGCAAGACCCAGAGAAACAUACAGCAGGUAAUUGUCUGGUAGAGGUUUGUAAAUAA